This is a messenger RNA of Prunus armeniaca (apricot), 147 nucleotides long. Lineage: Eukaryota; Viridiplantae; Streptophyta; Magnoliopsida; Rosales; Rosaceae. The record is from the annotation of a GenBank genome assembly.
AUGAAGAUAAGGGUGGAGCUUCCUCCACUUUUUCAAAGGCUUUAUGUAUGCCUUGAUGCAUGCAAAAAGGGUUUUCUUACUGGUUGUAGACCCAUCAUUGGAGUAGAUGAGUGCCACUUGAAGGAUCAUUUCUCAAGUAAAGCCUAG